Molecule: messenger RNA, 534 nt
Organism: Daucus carota subsp. sativus
Lineage: Eukaryota; Viridiplantae; Streptophyta; Magnoliopsida; Apiales; Apiaceae
Exons: 1
Coding region: 1-534 (177 amino acids)
Molecular function (GO): RNA-DNA hybrid ribonuclease activity; nucleic acid binding
Source: RefSeq, a predicted model, not a curated record
AUGGCCUACAUGAACCAAGAAGAUGGUGAUGAGCACUGGCAUACUCCCAUGAUAAACAGAGUUAAGAUCAAUGUUGACGCUGCCAUUUUUGAACAAACAAACUGUUAUAGCCAUGCAUUUGUAAUAAGAGAUCAUGAAGGGAAGCUAAUCGAAGCUAGAUCAAGCUGCAUGAGAGGACAGCCCAACCCGGACUUAGCAGAAGCACUUGGAAUCAAGGAGGUGUUAAGUUGGGUUCAGGAAAACGAUUGCAGAAACACGAUUAUCGAAUCUGAUUGCUUGCAGGUGGUUCAGGCAAUACGCAGCUCUCUUACUUGUUUUUCAUACUUGGGGAGAGUUAUUAAAGAAUGUCGAGACAUACUUGCAAGAUUGAGUCAUAAAAACUUAAGUUUUAGAUUUGUUAAGCGGUCAGCGAAUAGAGUAGCUCACUAUUUAGCAAUUUUAUACCGCUGUUCCAUUGCUGAUCGUGUUUGGAGAGUGGGAGAUGUCCACUCGGAAUUUUAUCAUGUACUCUUGGCUGAUUUACAACGUGAAUAA